Messenger RNA from Armigeres subalbatus, 3331 nucleotides. It is a transcript of the gene Sardh, whose product is annotated as sarcosine dehydrogenase, mitochondrial. Bases 148 to 2847 code for a protein of 899 amino acids. Gene Ontology annotation, molecular function: protein binding; sarcosine dehydrogenase activity. Lineage: Eukaryota; Metazoa; Arthropoda; Insecta; Diptera; Culicidae. Gene Ontology annotation, cellular component: mitochondrial matrix; cytoplasm; mitochondrion. The transcript is spliced from 7 exons. The record is from RefSeq and is a predicted model, not a curated record.
CAUCCAAUCCAGUUCGUUUUUGAAUUUCGCGGAGACUGGUCGGGCUCUCUGGUGUAGUGAAUGUUGAAAUUAUAAAAUAAAAGUGAAAGUUGAGGGAAAAUUUAAUAUACAUAGUUUGCCGAAAAGUUAUCGAUAAUAAGCUCAGAAAUGCUUCGAUUGGGAAAGCAAAGUUUUACAAAGUUCAAAGAACACAUCAUCGGCCAAAAGUCAUUGAUUGGCAGGAGUAGCAGUGAACUUUCCAAGCGAAGCGUGUCGUCGAGUUCGAACUUACCGGAAAGUGCGGAUGUUGUUAUCAUCGGAGGUGGAUCAGCUGGAUGCAAUACGCUUUAUCAGCUGACGAAACGAGGCAUUCGUGCCGUGUUGCUCGAGCAGGCAAAAAUCACCGCUGGCACUACAUGGCAUACGGCAGGACUGGUGUGGCGUCUCCGCCCCAAUGAUGUGGAAAUCAAGCUACUGGCAGCCACCAGAGAUGUGUUGAUGCGGUUGGAAGACGAAACGGGGCACAACUCGGGAUGGAUCAACAACGGUGGACUUUUUAUUUCCCACUCGGAUGAACGCUUGGACGAAUACAAGCGGUUGUCUACGCUGGGGAAGUGUUUUGGAAUCGAAAGCGAGAUUCUCACGCCCCAGGAAGCGCAAAAGGUGUUUCCGUUGAUCGAUCCUGCCUCCUUCACAGGAGCACUGUACUCUCCAGGGGACGGUGUUGUAGAUCCAGCGAUGAUGUGCACAGCACUGACCAAAGCCUCUCUGGCGAACGGUGGAAUCUUAGUGGAGGACUGCACGGCUAGCAAAAUCGUAACCGGAGAGAAUCUCCUAGGUGUUAAAGAUGUUCGAGGCAUUGUCACCAAUAAGGGAACGAUCCGGACGAAUACGAUUGUAAACGCGACGGGGGUUUGGGGAAGGGAUCUUAUCGAACCGCUCGGUGUCCAUCUGCCUUUGGUUCCAAUGAAACACGCAUACGUUGUUUCGGAAACCAUGGACGGCAUCCACCAAAUGUUGCCGAACAUACGUGAUCACGACUAUUCGAUUUACUUCCGUAUCCAGGGCAAGUCCAUCUGCAUGGGAGGAUACGAAAACAACCCGGUACUACUGGAUCGUGUGCCGGGUGAUUUCCACUUCGGUUUGUACGAUCUGGAUUAUUCCGUAUUCGAUACGCACAUCCAAGGAGCGGUGAAACUUUGUCCCGAAUUCGGUACUGCGGGCAUCAAGAGUACGAUUUGCGGACCAGAGUCGUUCACACCCGAUCAUAAGCCGUUGAUGGGACCGGAUCCUCUGGUUAACGGGCUAUUCCACAACUGUGGAUUCAAUUCGGCCGGUAUGAUGUUGGGCGCGGGUUGUGCCGAGCAGCUCGCGCAAUGGAUCAUCAAUGAUCGACCGGACCUGCACAUGUUUGCGUAUGAUGUUCGACGAUUCUCUCCAAAGCAAAAGAAAGCGGUCAACUGGGCCACCGAAAGAAGCCAUGAAGCGUACGCGAAGAAUUACAGCAUUGUGUUCCCGCAUGAUGAAUCACUAGCUGGUAGGAACUUCAACGUGGACCCUUUCCAUAAGCAAAUGAUCCAACAUGGAGCGGUCAUGGAAGAAAGACAUGGAUGGGAACGUCCGGGAUAUUUCCUACCAGAAGACACUGUAGUGGUUCAGUCGUACGAUUGGUAUGGGUACUACGACUAUCCGAAGAACGUCAAUACCAACUACGCAGACACUUUGAAGAAAGAGUAUACCUUCGGAUUCCCAGAGCAUCACGAUUUGAUCGGUGAGGAAGCACUGACUUGCCGACAUGAAGCAUCUCUCUUCAAUCUUAGUUACUUCAGCAAGUUGUUCCUUACCGGUAGUCAAGCCAAGGAAGCAGUUGAGUGGAUCUUCUCCGGUGAUUUGAACAAGCCGAUUAACAAGACGGUUUACACUUGCGCAUUAAACAAACGAGGCGGUGUUGAGGCUGAUGUGACUAUCAGCAUUGUGGAGUCAGGACAAGGCGAACUCCAUGAUCCGAUCUUCAAGGGACGAGGCUACUACAUCGUAGCUGGUGGCGCAUCAGCCUACCACACCAAGUCACACAUUUGGUCCGCAAUCCAGGAGAAGGCCCUACGCGCCAACGUUACUGACCACACCGAAGAACUGGGCGUCCUCUCCAUUCAGGGCCCAAAAAGUCGAGAAAUUAUCCAGAAGAUAACCGAUUUCGAUCUCAGCGACGAGGAAAAGCUCCCGCCGAAUUCCACCGCCAUUCUGAGCAUUCAGAUUAAUCCGUUUUACAAGUGUAAUGUACGAAUCCUUCGCGUAAGCUUCGUCGGCGAGCUGGGAUAUGAGUUGCACAUCCCGCAGGAGAGCUGCAAUGACGUCUACAAUGCGUUGAUGAAGGCCGGCUACAAGGAACACCUGAGGAACGCAGGCUACCGGGCACUGUAUUCGUUGAGUAGUGAGAAAGGGUACCAUCUAUGGGGCUACGAUCUGCGAUCGGACGACACACCGGUCGAGGCGAACUUAGGUUUCACGUGCAGAAGGCGCGGUGAUUACCAAGGACGUGCCGUUGUCGAGCGGCAACUGGAGAAUGGAGUUAACAAACGGUUGGCUUUCUUCACCCUCAAUGAACAGGUUCCAAUUUGGGGACUGGAAGCGGUGUAUCGCGAUGGGGAAAUCGUAGGCCACCUGCGACGGGGCGAAUAUGGCUACACCCUUCAGAAACCCAUCGGACAGGCAUACAUUUCCCGCAAGGACGGCGAUUACGUAACGAAUGAAUACAUCAAGAGCGGACACUACCAGAUCGAAAUUAUGGGCAAACUACACGACGCACAGUGCCACCUUAGAAGCCCAUUCGAUCCGAAGGGCGAACGGAUAUUAGGAAUUUAUAAAUAAAUUUAAACUAGCUUUACAAUCGUUUUAUGAUUUAAUAAUCCUUGUGUAUCAGCCACCCAGCUCCUAUUAUGCAGUCCAUAAAAUUUUAUUGCAUUUUGAACAUGUCGAAGUGUCAUCGUCCAACAAAUCUCAGGUUCUGCGUCCGUAAUUUAUGGCAAGUACUUAGCCCAUUCUUGAAAGUGAGAAACGAUCAACCACAAAUUUGUCGAAAUUUGAUCCCUCCCAUUAAUUGCUCCCUCACAAAGUAUGAAGGAAAGUGAAAGGAAAUAUUCUUUUCGGUGCACUCUUCUAUAGGCUGAAGAGCCGUGGAAAAGAAAACAAAUGAAUGGUGAAAUGGUAGGUCAAGCUGUGCGUAGGAAAAUUCACGACUGAAAUAUAGAUGUUCUACAAUAGGCAUUUUAUUUCUUGAAUAUUUUCAACCCAGUAAUAUGCAAAACUAGGAAUAGAAAACUUUUAGAAAAUAGAAAUCUCUUGAAAUAUUCGA